GAUAUCUGUAAUUUUGUACAAUCAGCAUAUGUCAAACUGACAGCAUAAAUGCAGCGUAUUUCUGAGAGUAGUGUUUACAACUAUCAUGUUACAAAUAGGCUUACACACGAAAGUGCGCUGAAGUAAAGCAGACCAUUUAUCGACCGAUAACAACUCAGUUCAAUAAUGCUGUACACUUGAACAACAUGGUCUUAGGAUAUGUCACUUUUUCCUGAGCUGCUAUAGAAGGACGUCUCAUAAUUCAAAAAUUAAACUGCAACAGAUAUAAUUCGAUCAACAUAUUGUUAUGAGUUAUGGCUGUUGAAACCACGAUGGACAUUUUUGGAUUAAAUACUAUAACUUGUCUUGUCUUGUUAGCUGUGUUUCUUCUGUUUUUAAGACACUACAUAACUGGACUAAAUCUACCCCCAGGGCCGCCUAGGCUGCCUAUCAUAGGAAGUAUACCGUUUAUGUUGGGAAAAGACCCGGCGAAGAUUCUUGCUGAAUGGGCUGAGAAACACGGUUACAACACUGACAUAAUUUCUGUACAGUUAAUGGGUAGAACUACUAUUGUUCUGAAUAGUUAUGAGGCAAUGAAAGAAUUACUUCACCAAGAUGUGUAUUCUGGGAGGGUAACGACCUUCAUAGGAGACAUGUUGGGCUGGACCAAGUACGGUAUCGUCAGUAGCCAAGGCGAGAAAUGGAAGCAACGUCGGCGGCUGGCCUUAUCCACCUUCAGAGAUCUUGGAAUGGGUAAGCCAUUAGUUGAAGAGAAGAUCCAAGAGGAGAUGAUUCAUUUAGAAGCAGCCAUCCAUCAGUCGCUGGGAAAAUCGUUUGAUAUAGGCCCAAAUAUCAAUAACGCUGUCUCUAAUGUAAUCUCAUCUAUCGUAUUUGGACAAAGGCACGAAUACAGCGAUGUGAUGUUCCAGAAGUUCCUGGCAGAGUGUAAUAACAUUCUUGCACGGGGUGGAGCUGAUUCAAUUACACUGAACUUUCCAUUUUUACAAUGGAUUCCCGGGGAUUUGUUUAAUGUGAAGGAAGCUGUAAAAUCAUCAUUUAAGGUAACUCAAGAUUUUGCAGGGGGACAUGUUAAAAGACAUCUCAAUGCGGCAAAUGACAACGCGAUUGAGGAAGAUGAUUUUGUUUAUCAAUACAUUUCACAAAGUAGAAAACGCGCUCCAGAUGAUGACACAGAAAAUGUUCUUAUGGCAGCUACAACGGAAUUGUUUUUGGCAGGGACUGAGACGACAACAACCACCUUGCGCUGGGCAGUGCUGUAUAUGAUUCAAUACCCCGAUAUACAAACUAGGGUUCGUGAAGAAAUCUUGGAAAAUAUUGGCGCUGAUCAAAUGCCGUGCAUGAAACAUAAGAGCAUUCUCCCGUAUACAGAGGCAACUAUUGCUGAGGUACAGCGUUUGGGUAAUGUCGCUCCGUUGUCUGUUCCACACACUUUAUUAGAGGAUACUCAACUCAGAGGAUAUCAUCUUCCAAAAGGCGCAAUGGUUAUCCCUAAUCUAUAUGCAUCGAAUAUGAACCCAAAAGAUUGGUCAAACCCUGACACUUUUGACCCAAGUAGAUUUCUCAAGGACGAAAAAUAUUUUAAGAAGGACAUGAACAUCCCGUUUGGAAUAGGCAAACGUGUGUGUUUAGGUGAAUCACUGGCAAGAAUGGAGCUCUUUAUCUUCUUCACCCGUCUUCUUCAGAAGUUCUCUUUCAAGGACGCCAGCGAGGGCAAUUGUCGUGACGUAGGGGCAGUUACUGGACUCACAAGGAUGCCCGCGCCAUACGAUAUUAUUGUUCAGUCUAACUGAAUUUUAAAUUUUUUAACACAAUGAUAAAAUUGAUAUAUUCAUAUUGAUAGUUGCAUAAUGUCUCAGUUGAGCCCAUAUAACCGCAGUUAUAAUAUACAAAGGAACAUGGGGAAUUCAGCCCAUGUUGGGCAA
Molecule: messenger RNA, 1922 nt
Organism: Owenia fusiformis
Lineage: Eukaryota; Metazoa; Annelida; Polychaeta; Sabellida; Oweniidae
Source: the annotation of a GenBank genome assembly